CUCCUCACUCCCAACAAUGGCGGCUCCGAGCCCGAGCGGCGGCGGCGGCGGCUCCGGGGGCGGCAGCGGCAGCGGCACCCCGGGCCCCGUGGGGCCCCCGGCGCCGGGCCACCCGGCCGUCAGCAGCAUGCAGGGUAAACGCAAAGCACUGAAGUUGAAUUUUGCAAAUCCACCUUUCAAAUCUACAGCAAGGUUUACUCUGAAUCCCAACCCUACAGGAGUUCAAAACCCACACAUAGAGAGACUGAGAACACACAGCAUUGAAUCGUCAGGAAAACUGAAGAUCUCCCCUGAGCAACACUGGGAUUUCACAGCGGAGGACUUGAAAGACCUUGGAGAAAUUGGACGAGGAGCUUAUGGUUCUGUCAACAAAAUGGUCCACAAACCAAGUGGGCAAAUAAUGGCAGUUAAAAGAAUUCGGUCAACAGUGGAUGAAAAAGAACAAAAACAACUUCUUAUGGAUUUGGAUGUAGUAAUGCGGAGUAGUGAUUGCCCGUACAUUGUUCAGUUUUAUGGUGCACUCUUCAGAGAGGGUGACUGUUGGAUCUGUAUGGAACUCAUGUCUACCUCGUUUGAUAAGUUUUACAAAUAUGUAUAUAGUGUAUUAGAUGAUGUUAUUCCAGAAGAAAUUUUAGGCAAAAUCACUUUAGCAACUGUGAAAGCACUAAACCACUUAAAAGAAAACUUGAAAAUCAUUCACAGAGAUAUCAAACCUUCCAAUAUUCUUCUGGACAGGAGUGGAAAUAUUAAGCUCUGUGACUUUGGCAUCAGUGGACAGCUGGUGGACUCCAUUGCCAAGACAAGAGAUGCCGGGUGUAGGCCAUACAUGGCACCUGAAAGAAUCGAUCCGAGUGCAUCACGACAAGGAUAUGAUGUCCGCUCUGAUGUCUGGAGUUUGGGGAUCACAUUGUACGAGUUAGCCACAGGCCGGUUUCCUUAUCCAAAGUGGAAUAGUGUAUUCGAUCAACUCACACAAGUCGUGAAAGGGGACCCUCCACAGCUGAGUAACUCUGAAGAAAGGGAGUUCUCCCCAAGCUUCAUCAAUUUUGUCAACUUGUGCCUUACGAAGGAUGAAUCCAAAAGGCCAAAGUAUAAAGAACUUCUGAAACAUCCCUUUAUUUUGAUGUAUGAAGAACGUACCGUAGAGGUCGCCUGCUAUGUUUGUAAAAUCCUGGAUCAGAUGCCAGCGACUCCCAGCUCUCCCAUGUAUGUCGACUGAUCUCGCUGCUACGUCAGACUCGAGAAUAAAGGGCUGAGAAGAAGCAAGACGUAAAGAAUUUUCAUCCCUUAUCACAGUGUUUUUAUUGCUCGCCCAGACACCAUGUGCAAUAAGAUUGGUGUUCGUUUCCAUCAUGUCUGUAUACUCCCGUCACCUAGAACAUGCAUCCCCGUGACACCCGAUUGAUCACACAGUGUUAGUGAUGGUCAGAGAGACCUCAUCCUGCUCUAUUGUGAUGAAUUUAGUCAUGAAAUGUGGAAGUCAGUACGAUCAAUUUGUUGACUGUGAUUAGAUCACAUCUUAAAUUCAUUUCUAGACUCGAAACCUGAAGACGCAGCUACUGGAGUGGUGUUUUGUCAGACUUCCAGAUGCCGGAAGAACACGGUGAUGGAUGUACUAUGUCUGAACAGAGAGACUCGGGCUUGAGUGAGAAGAGCUGGUGCAGCCGACAAGACACACGGCCCUCUGGAGCUGGGGGACAAAGGAGGAAUUUACUUUCUUCACCAAGUGCAAUAGAUUUACUGAUUUGAUAUUCUGUUGCUUUACCGUCACAGUCGAUGUUCGGGGAUCGAUGUGCUCAGCCAAAUUUCCUGUUUGAAAUAUCACGUUAAAUUAGAAUGAAUUUAUCUUUACCAAAAACCAUGUUGCGUUCAAAG
This is a messenger RNA of Odobenus rosmarus divergens (Pacific walrus), 1875 nucleotides long. RefSeq names its product mitogen-activated protein kinase kinase 4 (gene MAP2K4). The coding region runs from base 17 to 1219 and encodes 400 amino acids. Gene Ontology annotation, biological process: protein phosphorylation; MAPK cascade. The transcript is spliced from 11 exons. Gene Ontology annotation, molecular function: JUN kinase kinase activity; ATP binding. NCBI's taxonomy places the organism in Eukaryota, Metazoa, Chordata, Mammalia, Carnivora, Odobenidae. The record is from RefSeq and is a predicted model, not a curated record.